AGAUGACGCGAAACCUCGUUGCCAGGCGACAGGGAUGCAUUAUACAUUUUUCCGACGACAUCAUUAAAGUCCAUAUACACAAAGAAGGAUAGUUAGUAUGAAAGUUUAGCUUGGACAAUAGUAUUAAUCCGCAAUAGAGAGCUAAUUAAGGAUUAUAAUUAUGACGAAUCAUCAAAUUGAACCGGACGUUGGGGCUAUAAUCGAUCAAUUGUUAUCAGUGAAAGAAAGCCCGGGAAAACAGGUUCAGUUACCCGAAACUCAUAUAAGAUGGUUAUGUUCUGCCUCCAGAGAAAUAUUUUUAAGUCAGCCAAUGCUUUUGGACCUAUCCGUUCCUAUAGUUAUUUGUGGAGAUAUCCAUGGACAGUAUGAUGAUUUAAUUAAGCACUUUGAUAAGUGUGGUUAUCCGCCCAAAACUAAUUACCUUUUUCUAGGCGAUUACGUUGACAGAAUUUAUGGUUUUUACGACGAGUGCAAGAGACGUUACAAUAUUAAGUUAUGGAAGACUUUUACUGACUGCUUCAAUGCUUUACCCAUAGCCGCUCUCAUUGAGGGUGCUAUAUUCUGCUGCCAUGGUGGCCUUUCUCCAGAUCUCUUCGAAUUAACUCAAUUAAAUAGUAUAAAUCGUCCUCUUGACGUUCCCGAUCAUGGACUAGUUUGCGACUUACUCUGGUCAGAUCCGGAUGAAGACAUUACAGGUUGGGGAGAAAACGAUCGAGGCGUUUCCUAUACAUUUGGUGGAGACGUUGUUAGAUCAUUUCUAAAGAAGCAAGAAUGUUCGCUGAUAGUUAGAGCUCAUCAAGUUGUUGAGGAUGGAUAUCAAUUCUUUCAAAAGAGGAAGCUUGUAACGCUCUUUUCCGCUCCUAAUUACUGCGGGGAGUUUGAUAAUGCAGGAGCCGCAAUGGUUGUCGACGAAGACUUAACAUGCUCGUUUCGUAUAAUUCCGCCUUUUACAUCAACAAAAUCAGUUGAUAAAAAGAAAGGAAAAUCUUAA
Dimorphilus gyrociliatus is the source of this 991-nucleotide messenger RNA. Lineage: Eukaryota; Metazoa; Annelida; Polychaeta; Dinophilidae. The record is from the annotation of a GenBank genome assembly.